AUGCCCCUGGCUGCCGAACGCGUGCCUUGGCGAUGGCUGGUGGCGGGCAGGGCGUCACGGAGGCUGGUGCUGGUGGUGGUGUUCGUCGCACUGCUGCUGGACAACAUGCUGCUGACGGUCGUGGUACCAAUCGUCCCCACCUUCCUUUAUACAACAGAAUAUGAAGGCGCUAAUAGCUCUGUUGCCCCAGCCCAGACUGAGCCGGCUCCUCCAGCCUUGAGGGCUCCUCCUUUCUCCUCCAUGUUCUCCUAUUUUGACAACACCACGGUGACUGUCUCAGGCUCCACCAGCACUGCAGAGCUGGCGAACAGGAUGGAGAGCAGCCGCCUGCCGCAGCCCCCCACCAGCAGCCCACCUCUGCCGAGCGGCUGCCCGGAGGGUGAGGAGUUCCUCGCCAAGGAAAACGUCCGUGUGGGGCUGUUGUUUGCCUCCAAGGCUCUCGUACAGCUGGUGGUCAACCCAUCCGUGGGUCUCCUGACCAACAGGAUAGGAUACCACAUCCCCAUGUUCAUCGGAUUCGUCAUCAUGUUCCUCUCCACAGUCAUGUUUGCGUUCUCAGGCACCUACACCUUGCUGUUCAUCGCCCGAGCCCUCCAAGGCAUUGGGUCAUCGUUCUCAUCAGUCGCAGGCUUGGGCAUGCUGGCCAGCGUGUACACGGACGACUUCGAGAGGGGCAACGCGAUGGGGAUCGCUCUUGGAGGCCUGGCCUUGGGUGUGCUGAUCGGGGCCCCCUUUGGGAGCGUGAUGUACGAGUUCGUGGGGAAAUCGUCCCCCUUCCUGGUCCUGGCGUUCCUCGCCCUCUUGGAUGGAGCUUUGCAGCUCUGCAUACUGCAGCCCUCUAAGAUCUCCCCCGAGAGCACCAAAGGCACGCCGCUGUCCACCCUGCUGCGAGACCCCUACAUCCUGGUCGCUGCAGGAGCCCUCUGCUUCUCCAACAUGGGGGUGGCCAUGCUCGAGCCCACCUUGCCCAUCUGGAUGAUGCAAACCAUGUGCUCCCCGAAAUGGCAGCUAGGGAUGGCGUUCCUCCCUGCCAGUGUAUCCUACCUCAUCGGCACCAACCUCUUCGGGAUUCUGGCUAACAAAAUGGGCCGGUGGCUGUGCUCCCUGAUCGGCAUGGCCGUGGUGGGAAUUAGUCUCCUUUGUGUACCUCUGGCCAAAAAUAUUUACGGGCUGAUUGGCCCCAACGGUGGGCUUGGCUUUGCCAUAGGAAUGGUGGACUCCUCCAUGAUGCCUAUCAUGGGUUACCUCGUGGACCUUCGCCACACCUCCGUCUACGGCAAUGUCUACGCCAUAGCUGACGUCGCCUUCUGCAUGGGCUUUGCGAUUGGUCCGUCCACGGGCGGUGCGAUUGUACGAGCUAUUGGGUUUCCCUGGCUGAUGAUCAUCAUUGGAGUUAUCAAUAUCGCUUACGCUCCUCUCUGUUGGUACCUGCGCAACCCUCCCACUAAAGAGGAGAAGACUGAAUGCCCCAUGCAAACCAAAAACUUCACCCCUCAGAAAACCCUGCGCGAUUUCCCUCUCACAGAUGAGAGCGAUGUGGAGGCAGAGAAUGCGGAAUAGCAAGUGUGAGGAUGCGUGCCCUGUUUUGAAGCUAAG
Messenger RNA from Egretta garzetta (little egret), 1596 nucleotides. It is a transcript of the gene SLC18A1, whose product is annotated as solute carrier family 18 member A1. Gene Ontology annotation, molecular function: xenobiotic transmembrane transporter activity; serotonin:sodium:chloride symporter activity. Gene Ontology annotation, cellular component: synaptic vesicle membrane; terminal bouton. The transcript is spliced from 15 exons. NCBI's taxonomy places the organism in Eukaryota, Metazoa, Chordata, Aves, Pelecaniformes, Ardeidae. The record is from RefSeq and is a predicted model, not a curated record. Gene Ontology annotation, biological process: aminergic neurotransmitter loading into synaptic vesicle; transmembrane transport; xenobiotic transport. Bases 1 to 1560 code for a protein of 519 amino acids.